Messenger RNA from Saprolegnia diclina VS20, 1062 nucleotides. RefSeq lists its product as hypothetical. Gene Ontology annotation, molecular function: choline kinase activity; ethanolamine kinase activity. Gene Ontology annotation, cellular component: cytoplasm. The transcript is spliced from 3 exons. The coding region runs from base 1 to 1062 and encodes 353 amino acids. Gene Ontology annotation, biological process: phosphatidylcholine biosynthetic process; phosphatidylethanolamine biosynthetic process. The record is from RefSeq and is a predicted model, not a curated record. NCBI's taxonomy places the organism in Eukaryota, Oomycota, Saprolegniomycetes, Saprolegniales, Saprolegniaceae.
AUGGCGAAGAGCGACGCGUCCCCCUCGACCCUCAACGUCACCUCCUACUUGAAGGCAGCUGCCUCUUUUGAGCGCGAGAAUGAAGGUCUCCGCCGCCAGGUCGCAGGUGCCCUCGCCACCACGGUCCCUGGCUGGGCCAACGUCGCGCUGGACGACAUUGCCAUCACACAUUUGAGCGGUGCUAUGACCAACGUCAUCUUUGCGUGCGAGAAGCCAACACCGCCAAACAAGAAGGUCCUCCUGCGCGUCUAUGGCCCUGGCACGGAUGCCUUCUUCUCCCGCGGCGAGGAAACCCUUGUCUUCCAGCAGCUCUCGGAGCGCGAAAUGGGCGUUGGGCUUCUCGGCGAAUUCGGGAACGGUCGCUUCGAGACAAUGAUCGACGGCGCCACGUGCACGGCCGCCGACAUCCGCGACCCGCUCAUCUCGACCAAGAUUGCGCGCAAGCUCCGCGCCUUCCACGACGUCAACGUCGACAUUGACUGCCGCCCACGCAUCCUCAAGAACAUCCACAAACUCUUCCGCGACGCCAAGUCCAAGGUCGCUGCCUCCGCUACGAUCGCAGUCGACUUUGACGCGUUCGGUCAUGAUAUUGCGACGCUCGAGACGAUGCUGGCGGCUGUGCCGUCGCCGAUCGUGUUUUGCCACAACGACCUGCAGUACGGCAACAUCAUGCUCUCGAGCAAGACGGACGACGUGGUCUUUAUCGAUUUCGAGUACAGCCACUACAACCCGCGCGGGUACGACCUCGGCAACCACUUUAGCGAGUGGUGCUACAACUACCACGGCGAGACGCCGCACCUCGGCGACUUUGCGACGUACCCGAGCGUGGACGAGCAGCGGGCGUUCUGCCGCGCGUACUUGGAAGCGGACGGCGCGCCGACCGAGGCGGACGUGGAGUCGCUGCGGAAUGAAGCCAACACGUAUGCGCUGGCGACGCACCUGUUUUGGUCGUUGUGGGGCUUUAUCCAGGCGACGCAGUCGACGAUCGACUUUGACUUUGAAGCGUACGCCAAGUGUCGCUGGGCGGCGUUCCAGACCCGAGCAACGCUGCGUGUCGAAUAG